Molecule: messenger RNA, 1376 nt
Organism: Saccoglossus kowalevskii
Lineage: Eukaryota; Metazoa; Hemichordata; Enteropneusta; Harrimaniidae
Product: DNA polymerase kappa-like
Biological process (GO): error-prone translesion synthesis
Cellular component (GO): nucleus
Molecular function (GO): DNA-directed DNA polymerase activity; damaged DNA binding
Source: RefSeq, a predicted model, not a curated record
AAUUAAUAAAAACUAAUUGCCAGUUGUUACAUUGAUGGUGAUCAUCUCAUUUCAACACUGACAGUGCAGUCAUGGAUGCUAGGGAUAUUGAUUCUGAUAGUUGCCAUGACAACGAGGAUGAGAACUGGUUGGAAACUGGGUGGAGUGAAGAAAAUCCAUCAUUCUGUGUAAAUCAAAAUUAUUCCAAAAUGAAGACACCAUCUCCAAGACAUUCUAUGUGCAAAGAUAACUUAGGCACAAGUGCAAAGCAAGCCAUGAGGGGCGCUGUCACACAGGAUGAGUCAAACAAAACAGAUAGUAGCAAAGGUGUGAUGUCAUUGAUGGGGUUAAACACUAACAAGGCUGGAAUGGAAGGACUUGACAAGGAGAAAAUUAACAGUAUUAUACUUCAGGCUUCCAAAGGAUCCAAAUUUUAUGAAAAUGAACAGAAGAAAGAACAACUACUGAAUAACAAAAUAGAACAAAUGAAAGAACAACUAGGAAAACUUACGGAGCAAGAGAAAUCCAUGGCACUGGUUGAGGUAGAUAAAAUGGUUUUGGAAUUAAAAGCACAACGAGAUUUGACUCGAACUAUAGUUCAUAUUGAUAUGGAUAUGUUCUAUGCUGCAGUUGAAAUGAAAGAUGAUCCCACACUCCGAGAUAAACCAAUGGCUGUGGGUAGUAUGGGCAUGCUGUCUACAUCCAAUUACAAAGCUAGAAGGUUUGGUGUGAGAGCUGCUAUGCCUGGAUUCAUAGGCAAAAAGUUAUGUCCGGAAUUAAUUUUAGUGAAACCUAAUUUUGUUAAGUACCGAGCUGUGAGUCAGGAAAUCCAGCACAUUAUGGGCCAGUAUGAUCCAAACUUUGCAGCAAUGAGUUUAGAUGAGGCUUACCUUGAUCUCACUGAACAUUUAAAGCUAAGAUCAAGUCUUUCUGAGGAAAGUAGAACAUUUUAUUAUCGUUUCAAGGAAAACCAGUCAUGCAGAGAUAGUAGAGACAUAAAUCAGAUGGUAGUCUCGAAAACAGGAAACACAGCGACGGUCACCAAAUCAACUGAUGAGAAGAUGGUAGUCUUAGAAACAGGAAACACAGCGACGGUCACCACAUCAACUGCUGAGAAGAUGGUAGUCCUAGAAACAGGAAACACAGCGACUGUUAAACAUGAUUAUCUCAAAGACAUGUCCAGAUAUGAAAUCUUUGGUGUAUCUGCUGAAGAAGCAGUCAGAGAAAUCAGAUUUAGAAUUGAGCAGAAAACUCAAUUAACAGCAAGUGCAGGUAUUGCUCCUAACACUAUGCUGGCUAAGGUAUGUUCUGAUAAAAACAAACCAAAUGGACAGUACAGAAUAGAACCAACAUUGGAAGCUGUCAACAAAUUUAUUGAAGAUUUACCAAUAAGAAAA